Molecule: messenger RNA, 512 nt
Organism: Alternaria alternata
Lineage: Eukaryota; Fungi; Ascomycota; Dothideomycetes; Pleosporales; Pleosporaceae
Exons: 1
Coding region: 238-402 (54 amino acids)
Source: RefSeq, a predicted model, not a curated record
ACCAACUUCAGUCUGUCACGACGGCCUUUCAUGGCGCUCAAGACAGAUACUCUCAUUACAAAGACCAUCUCUAGCUCUUAGACUUCACGUUUGAUACCCGCACUGCCGUUCACAGUCCUGGUCAUUGACUGAGGCCUUGAUAGCCAACAUAAGGGUAGCAAAGUGUUCUCAUCCAUCAACUCUUUGUCCCCCUGGAUUGACGCCGUAUCAUUUACUAAGCAUACUGUCAACCGAAACAUGAGUCUUUCAAACAACUGCGACGAAGCCGGCUGCGGCAUUAUUGGGAUGUGUUUGAAAUGCACUCAACAGACAGCAAACCUUUACUUCACACAACGUCAAUCGCAGUUCAGUAUAAGUUUUGCCAUACCGUAUGUGUUUUCAGCUAUGUUUGAGCUCGCGUAGACCGAACGCUUCCAUUUAUCGAGCGUUCCAUAUCCCAAUCCGUUGACCACGUCUACUUUGCCUUCUUGGUAUGUCAAUCUAUUCGAGCAAUUCGGUUAUCUUUGACACGU